Messenger RNA from Phragmites australis (common reed), 1072 nucleotides. RefSeq names its product probable calcium-binding protein CML35. Gene Ontology annotation, molecular function: calcium ion binding. Bases 159 to 710 code for a protein of 183 amino acids. The record is from RefSeq and is a predicted model, not a curated record. The transcript has a single exon. NCBI's taxonomy places the organism in Eukaryota, Viridiplantae, Streptophyta, Magnoliopsida, Poales, Poaceae.
CGCGCACGAAGCUUCCGCGAAGCUCACUCCCUCCCCGCCUUUUUAUCUCCCACCUCCCGCUGCCUCGUCCCCUCCAUUCCCACCACCUCCCGGACCCUCUCCUCCAAGCUCCAGCCUCCCGGAUCCCAUCCCCAUCUUCGACCUACCAGGCGGCAAAGAUGAAGCUCUCCAUCCAAUCGUUCGCCAAGAAGCUCUCCAUCCCGUCCCCGAAGCGGACGUGGAGCGGCCAGAAGAACGGCAGCGGCAAGCGGUCCCUCUCGCGCAGCGAGGCGCCGUCGUUCGCGUCGGCGUCUUCGUCCUCCUCGGACGACACGCUGGCGCGGUCCUCUACGCCGCGGUCCGUGCUGAUCCCCGCGGAGAUCCCGCGGCGGGAGCUGGAGGCCGUGCUCCGGCGGCUCGGCCACGGGGAGCCCUCCGACGACGAGCUCGACGCCGUGGCCGCCAUGGCCGCGCAGCCGCCGGCCCCCGGCGGUGAGGACGAGCUGAUGGACGCGUUCAGGGUGUUCGAUGCCGACGGCGACGGCCGCAUCACGGCCGAGGAGCUCCGCGCCGUGAUGGAGUCCAUCCUCGGCGAGGGCGAGGGGUGCAGCCUCGACGACUGCCGCCGCAUGAUCGGCGGCGUCGACGCCGACGGCGACGGCUUCGUCGGCUUCCAGGACUUCGCACGCAUGAUGAUGAACGCCACCACGGACGCCCGGAGCUUCUUGUGAUCUGGCCUCGUUCUGUCCCCGCUCGGUUGCGCUGUUCCCUUCCCGCCAAAGAUCGGAUGUCCCCGACUUGCGCUCAGAGGGGGUACCAUCAUCUACUGCGAGACGAGUCCAUUUUUCUCAAAAAUCUUUUGGGCGCGCAUCAGGAUGAUAGACUGCUAAUUGAGAAGUACCACCUGCUAAUCCAUGCAGGAUUGGCUAAAACCCCAUGCAUGCAAGUUGUAAAAUUUGUCAAGAGAGAGUAACGGCAAGGCGAAUGCUUCGUUCUUUCAAAUUUUGAAUUUCAAAUCCUACUGAGUAGCAUGCCGUUGUGUCGAGAUUGUAUUCGUGUUUCUGAGAUGAUAUUUGGAGAAAAUUUGGCCGAA